Messenger RNA from Bombus pyrosoma, 2037 nucleotides. RefSeq names its product mitochondrial-processing peptidase subunit alpha. The transcript is spliced from 12 exons. Lineage: Eukaryota; Metazoa; Arthropoda; Insecta; Hymenoptera; Apidae. Gene Ontology annotation, molecular function: metalloendopeptidase activity; metal ion binding. Gene Ontology annotation, cellular component: mitochondrion. The coding region runs from base 259 to 1917 and encodes 552 amino acids. The record is from RefSeq and is a predicted model, not a curated record.
GGUUGAAGAAUAAAUUAAACAAUUUUUAUCGCUAAUACUUAUGACAUAUUUAAAUAAAUCAUCCAUUACUACGUUUUCAAGAGUUCUAGACCAGUGGCACCACUGAUUCGUACGGAAUUUUUAUUGAACACAUCUGUAUAAGCUAUUUUUGUCCAAGUUUUUAAUAUUGCCCACUUAAUCAUUUUUCGCUUCUAAACUGUGAAGGUGACAAGUUAAGUUAUACACAUAUAAAUUAAAUGAUUUGAUACGAACAAUAAGAUGAAAAUGUUGAUGCAAGUAUCGCAAAGUUCCUUGACAGUUGUUUUUACUAAAAGUGCAAUACGAAGAAAAUCUUUUUGUUUUUUAAAAAGAUGUGACUUUUCCUCCCAGAAGGUACCUAAUAAUAAAAUAACACGAAAAUCAAUUGUUACACCAUUUCCUCCAUUAACCAAGCCAAUACCUAAUUUACCUAAAGCAAUCUAUGCUACUGCUAAAGAAGAACAUCAGGUUACUAAAGUAACAGUUUUGUCAAAUGGAUUAAGAGUUGCCUCUGAAAAUCGAUUUGGCCAAUUUUGUACAGUAGGCGUAUUGCUUGAUUCUGGUCCUCGAUAUGAAAUUGCAUACCCCAAUGGUAUCUCACAUUUCCUAGAAAAGUUGGCAUUUGGAUCUACCAAAACGUACAAGAAUAAAGACCAGAUAAUGCUAGCUCUAGAAAAACAUGGAGGUAUAUGUGAUUGUCAAGCAUCCAGGGAUACAUUUGUUUAUGCAGCAUCUGCAGAACGUCGUGGAUUGGAUACUGUUGUACAAAUUUUGGGUGAUAUUGUUUUAAGGCCUCAAAUUACAGAGGAUGAGAUAAAUGCUGCAAGACAGAUGAUUCGAUUUGAGUUGGAAUCUUUACUUACAAGGCCAGAACAAGAGCCAAUACUUAUGGAUAUGAUUCAUGCGGCUGCAUAUAGAAAUAAUACUCUUGGUCUUCCAAAGAUUUGUCCAAAGGAAAAUAUUGACCAUAUAGAUAGAAAAAUAUUAUUUGAGUAUUUAAAACAUCAUUACACACCACAUAGGAUGGUAGUAGCUGGAGUUGGUGUAGAACAUGAGGACCUUGUUUUAGCAGUUCAAAAAUAUUUUGUUGAAAAAAAAUCGGUUUGGGAAGAAGGAGAAAAAGAACAAAAGAAGAAUAGCUCGAUAUCCAUAGGAAAAUUUUCAAAUACAGUUGACGCUUCGAUUGCUCAGUAUACUGGAGGUUACAUACUAGAAGAAUGUAAUGUACCUGUGUAUGCAGGACCUAGUGGUCUACCAGAAUUAUCACAUGUAGUAAUAGGUUUGGAAGGCUGUUCUCAUCAAGAUUCAGAUUUCGUAGCAAUGUGUGUUUUAAAUAUGAUGAUGGGUGGUGGUAACAGUUUCAGUGCCGGAGGUCCAGGGAAAGGAAUGUAUACUCGUCUGUACACGAAUGUACUUAAUAGGUAUCAUUGGUUGUAUAGUGCAACUGCAUACAAUCACGCAUAUGCUGAUACAGGUCUUUUUUAUAUUCAUGCAUCUUGUACACCCUCUCAUGUCAGAGACAUGGUAGAAGUGAUCGUACAUGAGAUGGUUACUAUGACAAAUAAUAUUACAGAUAACGAGUUAGCGAGAGCAAAGAAGCAAUUGCAAUCUAUGUUACUUAUGAAUUUGGAACAAAGACCGGUUGUAUUUGAAGAUAUUGGAAGACAAGUUUUAGCCACUGGUUCUAGAAAACGACCAGAAUACUUCAUACAGGCAAUUGAUGAGAUAUCGAAGGAUCAUGUAACAAAUGUAGCACGUCGUUUACUUAAAUCACCACCUAGUGUAGCAGCUCGAGGGGAAGUAAGAACUGUUCCGUCGAUCGGAGACAUUCAAACUGGAUUAAUUGACGAACAAGGCAGAUUACCUGGUUCCCGUAGUAGAUUAUCGCUUUUCCGCUAGAUCUAAAGAUACAUGUACGUUCUUUUUUAUAUCAUAAAUCUUUGACAAAAUUAUUCGCACAUAUACAUUUGUUGAUUUAUCAUCAAACAGGAAUUAAAUUUUUAUAUUUGAAAUAGCAUA